AAACAAAAAAAAAUAGUUUUUAUUCUGAAGCAAAUAUUAAAAAUAAUAUUUUUGAAAGAAUUAAAGAGAUCUCAGUGUUAUUCAGAUGAGUAUUUUUUUUAAAUAAGCUUUGAACAGCUUAAUUUUAUUCAGGCAGUGACAUAGACACCUAUGGAGAAGCGUGACAACAGGGCCAGAGGACAAACGGGAGAGGAAGCAGGUUGUGGAGAAUAAAGUUAAACUAUGUUUGGGUUAAUGUUUAUCCGGAGGACGAGCAGCCUGAGGAAACCUGUCCUUCCCCGGUACAGCUCGUCUAAAAUGUCGUCAGACUCCCACUGGCUCAGCCCUGCAGACCGGGACCAGCUGGUGAUGGAGCUCAGGGCCACAGGCUGGAUGGAUGUGGAGGAACGGGACGCCAUCUUCAAGGAGCUUCACUUUAAAACCUUUAAUCAGGCGUUUGGCUUCAUGUCCCGUGUGGCUCUGCAGGCAGAGAAGAUGAACCAUCACCCCGAGUGGUUUAAUGUUUAUAAUAAG
Molecule: messenger RNA, 513 nt
Organism: Austrofundulus limnaeus
Lineage: Eukaryota; Metazoa; Chordata; Actinopteri; Cyprinodontiformes; Rivulidae
Product: pterin-4-alpha-carbinolamine dehydratase 2
Biological process (GO): tetrahydrobiopterin biosynthetic process
Molecular function (GO): 4-alpha-hydroxytetrahydrobiopterin dehydratase activity
Source: RefSeq, a predicted model, not a curated record